CAUUGAAGCUGCAGGAUCGGAUGGUGGGUGGGAGAGAGUGAAUCGGGUUUUUUUCAGAGCAUUUCAGAGUUAGGUUGGUAGAAAUUUGGGAUUUUGUAGAAGGCAGUGAUGAAGUUUAUGAAGCUGGGAUCGAAGCCAGAUUUGUUUCAAUCUGAAGGAGACAACGUUAGGUUUGUGUCAUCAGAACUGGCCACUGAUGUCAUUAUUAUUGUUGAUGAAGUCAAGUUCUACCUGCACAAGUUUCCUCUUCUUUCCAAGAGCUACCGGCUGCAGAGACUGAUUCUCGAAGCGAAUUGCGAAGGCACCGACAAGAUUAAGAUGAACAAUUUUCCUGGCGGGCCGCAAGCUUUCGAAGUAUGUGUUAAAUUUUGUUACGGGAUGACUGUCACUCUCAGCGCCUAUAAUGUCGUUGCCGCCAGAUGUGCUGCUGAAUACCUUGAAAUGACAGAGGACACCGAAAAAGGCAAUCUUGUAUACAAAAUUGAGGUUUUCUUAAACUCGAGUGUGUUUCGUAGCUGGAGAGAUUCGAUCAUAGUUCUCCAAACCACAACUUCCCUGCUGCCUUGGUCUUCAGAACUGAAAAUUGAGGGAAGAUGCAUUGAUUCCAUAUCCUCAAAAUCCUCUGUGGAUCCCUCCAGUGUUCACUGGUCUUACACGUAUAACAAUAAGCCAAUAAUUUCGGAUAAGAUCGCCGAGAUUCAGCCAAAGAAUUCGGUUCCGAAGGACUGGUGGAUCGAGGAUUUAUGUGAGCUUGACGUUGAUCUCUAUAAGCGCACAAUGGUGGCGAUAAAAGCAAGAGGAAGAAUGUCUUCUGAUUUGAUUAUAGAAGCUCUGAGAGCUUACGCGAUGAGAUGGCUGGCAGACUCUGAUGAAACUUUAGUUUCUUCUGAUGAUUGCACUAAAAGAAACAAGUAUGUUGUAGAAACUCUAAUCUGGCUUCUUCCAUCAGACAAGGCUUCUGCUUCGUCCUGUAGGUUUCUGCUACAAUUGCUUAAUGCGGUUCUUUUGGUUGAUUGUGGGAGUUUUUUGGAGGAGGAGUUGAUGAAUAGGGUGAGUGCACAAUUGGAUAAGGCUUCGGUUAAGGAUUUGCUAAUACCUUCGAGGUCAUCGGGCGAAACUCUUUAUGAUGUUCCGCUCGUGCAAAGUCUGGUUAAGCGGUUUAUGGUGCUUGAGCGAAGUGUGAGGGAUGGGGGUUAUGGUGAGUGUGAGAAUAGAGCGGCGGGCUUAGUUUUGGGUCAUGCAUCUUUGGUUAGCGUGGGUAAGUUGGUUGAUGGUUACCUUAUUGAGAUUGGAAGAGACUCGAAGGUUGAGGUGUCGAGCUUUGUCGAGCUCGUGCAAUCACUUCCGGAUGCAGCCCGGCCGAUGCAUGAUGGAUUGUAUGCUGCUGUUGAUGUUUUCCUUAAGGGACACCCUGAUCUAGCAAAAGCAGAAAAGAAGAGGAUUUGUUCAUUGAUGGAUUUGAAAAAACUCACCCCAGAGGCAUCCAUCCAUGCGGCGCAGAACGAUCGUCUGCCACUACGAGUAGUGGUGCAAGUCCUCUUCUUUGAGCAGAUGAGGGCUGCUUCCACUGCCGGAACCCUAAAAGCUGCAACUGGUAGCAUAUUAAACCGGAGCUCAAGAUUAACAGGAGUGGUUGAAAAAGAAUGGGAGGCCCCAGCAUCAGAACACUGCAAGUCCUUAGAAAAACAACUAAGGUUUCUGAAAGUUGAGGAAGAUGAUAGGCGGAGGGAGAUAAAGAAUGAGAAUGAGAAAGAUAACAAGAACAGAUUGUUGCCAUCCCGGUCGAGAAGAAUACUGGAGAAGUUUUGGGUGGGGAAGAUUCAGGUUGGGCAGAACAAUCGGAGCUCGGAAACUUCCGGUAGUUCACAGAGCCCGCCGACUUCUGCAACAAAUCCGGUGGCUUCGACGACAAAGUCUUCUGGUUCUUCUUCAAGGCCGCGGCGGCACUCUGUAUCUUAGGAGAGUGUUGUCAUCUUUUUUUUAUUUUGUAAUUUUAACUGAUGUGAGUUGGAGACCAGAGAGAAUUGGAAUUGGAGAGGGGGAGUGGAGAUUAUGUGUCUCCUUGUUCUUUGGUUCUGUUUUGGGGGCUUCUGAUUGGAAUGGGAAGAGAAUGUAAGCAGAAAGUAUUUGAUUUUAAUGUCUUCCAAGUUUUUUUCA
Molecule: messenger RNA, 2157 nt
Organism: Phalaenopsis equestris
Lineage: Eukaryota; Viridiplantae; Streptophyta; Magnoliopsida; Asparagales; Orchidaceae
Product: BTB/POZ domain-containing protein NPY1-like
Exons: 4
Coding region: 109-1959 (616 amino acids)
Molecular function (GO): protein binding
Source: RefSeq, a predicted model, not a curated record